This is a messenger RNA of Apiotrichum porosum, 480 nucleotides long. RefSeq lists its product as uncharacterized. Lineage: Eukaryota; Fungi; Basidiomycota; Tremellomycetes; Trichosporonales; Trichosporonaceae. Gene Ontology annotation, biological process: protein folding in endoplasmic reticulum. Bases 1 to 480 code for a protein of 159 amino acids. The record is from RefSeq and is a predicted model, not a curated record. Gene Ontology annotation, cellular component: EMC complex. The transcript is spliced from 4 exons.
AUGGUUUACCUCGACUACAACACUGCUGCCGUCCCAAAAUCUCUCCCCAACCCACCAGGGUUCGGCCAGUUCGGCCGCGACGGCAAGUCUCGACCAGAGGCGACCAAGUCGGUCGCUAAUGCCACUGAACUGAAGUUGAAGCGCGCAUGGGAGGUGUCGUUUGCCCCCGCCAAGCAACUGCCCAUGCAGGCGAUCAUGCUCUACUUUUCCGGGUCGGGUGUCCAGAUCUUCUCGCUCGGCACAAUCUUCAUGCUCGUCACUGGGCCCAUUGGCGCGCUCCUGGGUAUUCUGCGCAGUGAGUUGAAACUUGAGACUUGGCUUGUGUCGGGAAACACGGGGCGACGAGCACCUGCCGGCCUCGACAGGCAGGCCUCUCCCCUGCCGGCAGGUGAACAGCAGGUAUUGCCUCCCACGCUUUACCUAUGUAGUAGAAGUGCUGUGCCCCACCUCGACUUUGCACCCCUCAUCUACUGCCCUUGA